Colletotrichum graminicola M1.001 is the source of this 927-nucleotide messenger RNA. RefSeq names its product SPFH domain/Band 7 family protein. The transcript has 3 exons. The coding region runs from base 1 to 927 and encodes 308 amino acids. Lineage: Eukaryota; Fungi; Ascomycota; Sordariomycetes; Glomerellales; Glomerellaceae. The record is from RefSeq and is a predicted model, not a curated record. Gene Ontology annotation, biological process: mitochondrion organization. Gene Ontology annotation, cellular component: membrane; mitochondrion.
AUGUCUGGAGGAAGAAGCCCCAUUGAGGAGGCCUACGUACGCCUUAGGCGUGUUGCCGAGCAGCAGCAGAAGCGCGGCGGCGGCGGCAUGCCCGGUGGCCCUCGCGGCGCCGGUAUGGGACUGGCGAGUGUUGUUCUUCUUGGAGGUGCUGCAUUUCUGGCUCAGAAUGCGCUGUUCAACGUCGAUGGUGGUCACAGAGCGAUCAAGUACCGGAGGACAAGUGGUGUGAGCAAGGAGAUCUAUGCCGAAGGAACUCAUUUCGUCAUCCCCUGGUUCGAGACUCCCGUCACCUACGACGUUCGUGCGAAGCCUAGAAACGUCGCCUCCCUUACCGGAACCAAGGACUUGCAGAUGGUCAACAUCACCUGCCGUGUUCUUUCUAGACCCGAUAUCAAGGCCUUACCCCAGAUCUACCGCACAUUGGGUACCGACUAUGACGAGAGAGUACUGCCGUCCAUCGUCAAUGAGGUCCUCAAGAGUGUCGUUGCUCAGUUCAACGCUUCUCAGCUCAUCACCCAGAGAGAGAUGGUUGCCAAGCUGGUCCGCGAGAACCUUUCCCGGCGUGCCGCGCGGUUCAACAUCCUCUUGGACGAUGUGUCUCUGACACACCUUGCAUUUUCUCCCGAAUUCACGGCUGCUGUCGAGGCGAAGCAGGUUGCUCAGCAGGAGGCUCAGCGCGCAGCCUUCGUUGUCGACAAGGCCCGCCAGGAGAAGCAGGCUAUGGUCGUCAAGGCCCAGGGUGAGGCCCGCUCCGCCGAGCUGAUUGGAGAGGCCAUCAAGAAGAGCAAAGCAUAUGUCGAACUGAAGAAGAUCGAGAAUGCCCGUGCCAUCGCUCAACAGAUGCAGGAGUCUGGCAGCAAGAACAGACUGCUGCUCGACUCUGAGGGCUUGGGCCUGAACGUGUUUGAAGAUCGCGACCAGAAAUGA